Messenger RNA from Cuscuta campestris, 2567 nucleotides. The record is from the annotation of a GenBank genome assembly. Lineage: Eukaryota; Viridiplantae; Streptophyta; Magnoliopsida; Solanales; Convolvulaceae.
GGAGCCAAUUUUAUUCUCCUUCCCUGCCCAUUUACUCUCUCUCUCUCAAAUAUUUUUGUAGUUUACUUCUUCAAAGAGCCCAAAAGCUCCAUUAAUGGCUUUCUCGCCUAAUUCAUGUACCAUGUAUACACCCCGAUAUUAAUAAAAAUCUCCCGUUGGCAAGGUACCGCCAAAAAAGGCCCGUGGUUUUCUCCCGAUUUGGGUUUCCACGUCAAAAUUUCCGUGUUUAUAUUUUGGUGUAUUUUUUAGACCAGUUUAUUGUUUUUGCCCGGCUAAAAACGAUAUACCGGUCGAUAAUUUACACCAUCAAUUACGAUAUAACUUUAAUAUGAAUAUAUUCAUUUUCAAAUAUAGUUUUCAAAUAUCAAAUUUUUAUACGGAGUAACAUAUAUCCAUGUAUAAAUAAAGAUAUUAGUGGUCAAAGUGUAAUCUUGGAGACCGUAAAAUGUCAAAUGAGAAUAAAUUUUUUGGAGGGAGGGAGUACAUUUUUUAAAAUUUAAAAGAAAUAAAAUUUUUAAAAAUCAAAUUAGAUUAUUUUUAUGAGACAAUAAAUUUGAUAAUCUAAGUAUUGUUUAUUUAUACUCCAUCCGUCCAACCAACAAUCUUCUCGUUCACUAUUCGCAAGGUCAAACUUUAUUUACUUUGUCGAUCUAUUCUCGUGUCCUAUUUGAUAUAAAAUAAUAUAGUCAUGUCACCUCUAGUUUUCUAGAUUUUUAGAUAUAGUUUCUAAAUAUAUAAUUUUUAUUUUAUAAUUUCAUACUAUUUUUCAUUUAAAUAAUUUAAAAAUAAUUUCAGCCAAACAUUUAUUUUAUGUGUGGAUGAAGGAGUACACAACUAAUAUCCAAACAUUCCAACGAACUGCAAAUUGGCAGUCUUCCUCAGCCCGUUCGUGUGUUUGAAGCGUUUUAGAAGACCGCCACUGGCGGUGCGGUGAAGGAACAUUGUAAAUGUACACCAAAGAGCAGACCACGAUCCAUCUUGAGGGAUAAUGAGAUCUACUGGGCUUAGUUUCUUUGCUCCAUUAACUCCCCAUUAUGUUAAUCUUAAAAAUCGUGGCAGAUUUUCAUAUUUAUUUUAUGGAAAUUCGUUCAAGACAAAGAAAUUGCCUGUUUACCGUCAAAAGUACAAAUUAAAUGCAGAAUCUGUUAUGGGUGCUGAGCGCUAUCUUCCUCCUUGGUUUAGUGUUGCUCCAAUGAUGGAGUGGACUGAUAAUCACUACAGGACUAUGGUCAGGCUCAUCUCAAAACAUGCUUGGCUCUAUACUGAAAUGCUUGCUGCAGAAACAAUUGUUUACCAGGCAGGAAAUCUGGAUAGGUUCUUGGCAUAUGGACAUGAGCAACAUCCCAUUGUACUUCAAAUUGGUGGGAGUGACUUGGAAAAUCUGGCAAAGGCAACCGAACUAGCAACUCCUUAUGGCUACGACGAAAUCAAUUUUAAUUGCGGAUGCCCCAGCCCCCGGGUAGCUGGUCAUGGGUGUUUUGGGGCCCGUCUCAUGCUUGAUCCAAAGUUUGUUGCUCAAGCUAUGUCAGUUAUUGCUGCCCAUACAAAUGUACCCGUUAGUGUGAAAUGCAGAAUAGGAGUUGAUGACCAUGAUUCAUACCAUGAACUCUGUGACUUUAUUUACAAAGUUUCUUCACAAUCUCCAACUCGCCAUUUUAUUAUACAUUCCCGUAAAGCAUUACUUAAUGGAAUAAGUCCAGCUGAUAAUCGAAAAAUACCUCCCCUCAAAUAUGAGUUUUUUUAUGCCCUGUUACGUGAUUUUCCUGACCUACAGUUUACAAUAAAUGGAGGAAUAAAUACCAUUAAUGAGGUAAAUGCUGCUCGGAGGGAAGGUGCUCAUGGGGUGAUGGUAGGGCGUGGAGUAUAUAACAAUCCAUGGCAGAUUUUAGGAAAUGUUGAUAGUGCAGUGUAUGGUGCACCACGUAGUGAUCUGACCAGGCGACAGGUUCUGGAGAAGUAUCAGGUUUAUGGAGAUUCAAUACUGAAGAUAUAUGGACAGGGACCAAAUGUCAGGGAAGUCAUCAAGCCUGUGCUUGGUCUGUUCCAUUCGGAGCCUAGAAAUGCUAUCUGGAAGCGCAAAAUCGAUGCUGCUUUUCAGCACUGCACGACGGUAAAAUCCAUUCUUGAGGAGACCCUGGUGACCAUACCCGACUAUGUUUUGGAUUCUCCUGCUGCUGAGAUGGCGAUCGCUGGUGGUACAGAUGCUUUUUCCAAGGCUAAGGCAAUUCUGCCCGCUCCAUAUAUACUUAGACAAGAAGAAUUGGCAGUGUAAAAGCCAUUCCUUAUAGUAUUGCACGCUAUAGGAGCUAACUUGUUGGGAUGAAGAUGAUGCCAAUCCCGGGUGAAUUCGUAGGUGUUUUCAUUUUUGCUGGCUGUAAAACCGGUAUGAAUUCUUACAUUGGUUGAGUGUUUUAUUUAAAUAUUGUAAUGUUUAUUUAUAAUAAUCACUUACUUUUAUGGUUUCUAAACAUGUGUUCUGAAACGAGGGUGUUGCAUGCAAAUGAUGCAAUGCUUAUUGAGUUUAUCUUGUUUAUGUUUAUCAUUACCAAUACAUUCUCUGUUUAUUU